AUGAGUAACUAAAAGAAUAGCUAUGAUAAUUUGAUCUUUUAUGAUGAAGAAGAAGAACAGCAGAACUUAAGUCAACCAAAAAAGAAUUCUCAAUUUUUAAAUCGAUUGCAUAAUAAAAACAACAAAUCAUUUGAGAAAACAUGGUUAAACACUGUAACAGAAGAACAUCGAAAUGAUUUGAAAGAAAAACUAAAACAAACUGUGGGAAACAGUAAAUACAAGUUCAAAUAUUUGUUUUAGAUUCCCCAAAUAAUGAAUAAUUCUAAACUUUAAAGUAGAAAGAAGACUUAUGAAAUUUUUACAAAAAAUUCUUAGCUUGAACAAUAUUAUUUAUAAUUAAAGAAAACUUCCUCUAACUCAGUAGAUACAAUAUAGUCUAAAGCUAAUUAUAAAGAUAUAUUAAGUUAAAUUUCAAAUAAUAAAGUACAUGAUACGUAUCAACAUUAAAAUAAAAAAAACAAUGGAGUAAUUUAUACUAAUGAAUUAUGGUCGUAAAAGCUAAGAAAUUAAAUAAGUGAACAAUCUAGAUUAAAGGAAUUAUCAGAGUUACUAGAAAUGAAUAAGAUUAAGAUGAGUUAUGAUGAAUAAUUACAAAAUUUUUAAGAAUACUUUGUAAAAAAAACAAAACCUAAAAAAGAAACUAUAUCUGAUAUGUAGUAAAUUAUAUCAACAGCAUUUUUAUCAGAAAAUUAAAAGGAAAGUAAAAUCUAAAAUGAAAAUUAAUACAAGAAACCUUAAACCUUAAAUAUUUAAACAUAUUUUAAACCUCAUAUUGAUGAAUAAACUUUUGAUUAUUCAACAAAACAUAGUCGAAUAGGUUCCCGUAAACACAGUCAAGGAUAUAGACCAUAAUCAUAAGAAUAUAGUAUUUUUAGUCGUAGGGCAUCGACUUUUAAAAAUAAAUUAAAUGAUGAAAUGACUACAUAAUUUAAUCAUAUAGAUACCCCAAAUGAUAAAUUAAGAUUCAUAAUUGAAGAUUCCUGCAAAGAAAAUGAAUCAACAAAAACUACUGUUUCUAAAAUUAAUAAUUUUCUUAAAUCAGAAAAAGAGGAUUAAGAAAGCAUUAAAAAGUAAAAAAUUCAAUUCUAGUAAGUUAAAGCUUUGAAUAAUGCAAUAAAGAUUAAAAAAUAGAGGGAAACAAAUUCUCAUAUUUCUAAUUAAAUAACUUGA
Molecule: messenger RNA, 1170 nt
Organism: Paramecium pentaurelia
Lineage: Eukaryota; Ciliophora; Oligohymenophorea; Peniculida; Parameciidae
Source: the annotation of a GenBank genome assembly